Tachyglossus aculeatus (Australian echidna) is the source of this 3465-nucleotide messenger RNA. It is a transcript of the gene SOX6, whose product is annotated as SRY-box transcription factor 6. Gene Ontology annotation, cellular component: nucleus. Gene Ontology annotation, biological process: regulation of transcription by RNA polymerase II; central nervous system development; cell fate commitment. The transcript is spliced from 16 exons. Bases 85 to 2586 code for a protein of 833 amino acids. The record is from RefSeq and is a predicted model, not a curated record. Gene Ontology annotation, molecular function: DNA-binding transcription factor activity, RNA polymerase II-specific; RNA polymerase II cis-regulatory region sequence-specific DNA binding. Lineage: Eukaryota; Metazoa; Chordata; Mammalia; Monotremata; Tachyglossidae.
GGCCUCUACAUUAAGAUGUCUUCGCAACAUUGAUGAUUCAGAUGAAUGCUGUUGUUGCCAUGAAGAAGCAAUAACAUUUGAAGAAUGUCUUCCAAGCAAGCCGCCUCUCCAUUUGCUUGUGCAGCUGAUGGAGAGGAAGCAAUGACCCAGGACUUGUCCUCACGGGAAAAGGAAGAGGGCGCCGAGCAGCAGGUGACGUCCCACCUGCCUCUCCAUCCCAUAAUGCACAACAAACCUCACUCUGAGGAGCUACCAACUCUUGUCACCACCAUUCAACAAGAUGCCGAUUGGGACAGUGUACUCUCAGCCCAGCAUAGAAUGGAGUCAGAGAAUAAUAAGUUAUGUUCCCUCUAUUCCUUCCGAAAUACCUCUACCUCACCACAUAAGCCCGAUGAAGGGAGUCGAGACCGCAGUGAGCUGAUGACCAUUGGAACUCCAGAGCGCCGUAAAGGGAGCCUGGCGGAUGUGGUGGACACUCUGAAGCAGAAGAAGUUAGAGGAGAUGACGAGGACUGAGCAGGAGGACUCAUCUUGCAUGGAAAAGCUACUUUCAAAAGAUUGGAAGGAGAAAAUGGAAAGACUAAAUACAAGCGAGCUUCUUGGAGAAAUCAAAGGAACCCCUGAGAGCCUGGCAGAAAAGGAGCGCCAGCUCUCCACCAUGAUCACCCAGCUGAUUGGUCUGCGGGAGCAGCUCCUAGCUGCUCACGAUGAACAGAAAAAGCUGGCAGCUUCACAAAUUGAGAAACAGCGGCAGCAAAUGGACCUUGCUCGUCAACAACAAGAACAGAUUGCAAGACAACAGCAGCAACUCCUGCAACAGCAGCACAAAAUCAAUCUCCUGCAGCAACAAAUCCAGGUUCAGGGUCAUAUGCCUCCGCUUAUGAUCCCAAUUUUUCCACACGACCAGCGGACACUGGCAGCUGCUGCUGCUGCCCAGCAGGGAUUCCUCUUCCCCCCGGGAAUAACUUACAAACCAGGUGAUAACUAUCCUGUACAGUUCAUUCCAUCAACAAUGGCAGCUGCUGCUGCUUCUGGACUCAGCCCUUUACAACUCCAGAAAGGUCAUGCCUCCCACCCACAAAUUAGUCCAAGACUAAAGGGCCUAAGUGAACGUUAUGGCAGGAAUUUGGACACCUUUGAACAUGGUGGUGGCCACUCUUACAACCACAAAAAGAUUGAGCAGCUCUACGCAGCUCAGUUAGCCAGUAUGCAGGUGUCACCUGGAGCCAAGAUGCCAUCAACUCCACAGCCCCCGACCACAGCAGGAGCCCUCUCACCUACUGGGAUGAAAAAUGAAAAGAGGGGAACCAGUCCUGUAACUCAAGUUAAGGAUGAAGCAGCACAGCCCCUGAAUCUCUCAGCUCGACCCAAGACGGCAGAGCCAGUGAAAUCUCCGACGUCACCAACACAGACCCUCUUUCCAGCCAGUAAAACCAGCCCGGUGACUUUGUCCAACAAAAGCAGUAUCCCCAGCCCUAUUGGGGGAACUUUGGGAAGAGGAUCCUCUUUAGAUAUCCUGUCCAGCCUCAACUCCCCUGCCCUGUUUGGGGACCAGGACACAGUGAUGAAAGCCAUUCAGGAGGCUCGAAAGAUGAGAGAACAGAUCCAGCGAGAGCAACAACAGCAGCAGCAGCAGCAGCCGCAACCCCCACCACCGCUCGGUGUCGAUGGAAAGCUAACCUCCAUGAGUAACUUGGGUCUGAACAACUGCAGGAAUGAGAAGGAAAGGACACGCUUUGAGAACCUGGGCCCCCAGUUAACGGGGAAGCCAGCCGAAGAUGGAAAAUUGGGCCCUGGAGUCAUCGACCUCACCCGGCCAGAAGAUGCAGAGGGAAGUAAAGCAAUGAAUGGCUCUGCAGCUAAACUACAGCAGUAUUAUUGUUGGCCAACAGGAGGCGCCACUGUGGCUGAAGCUCGAGUCUACAGGGAUGCCCGAGGCCGAGCCAGCAGUGAACCACACAUCAAGCGACCAAUGAAUGCUUUCAUGGUUUGGGCAAAGGACGAACGGAGGAAAAUUCUGCAGGCCUUCCCUGACAUGCAUAACUCCAAUAUUAGCAAAAUUCUAGGCUCUCGCUGGAAAUCUAUGUCAAACCAAGAGAAGCAACCGUAUUAUGAAGAGCAGGCCCGGCUAAGCAAGAUCCACUUAGAGAAAUAUCCGAACUACAAAUACAAGCCCCGACCCAAACGCACCUGCAUUGUUGAUGGCAAAAAGCUACGCAUUGGCGAGUACAAGCAGCUGAUGAGGUCUCGGAGACAGGAGAUGAGACAGUUCUUUACUGUAGGGCAACAGCCUCAGAUUCCAAUUACCACAGGAACAGGUGUUGUGUAUCCUGGUGCUAUUACCAUGGCAACUACCACCCCAUCACCCCAGAUGACAUCUGACUGCUCCAGCAACUCUGCCAGCCCCGAGCCCAGCCUCCCUGUCAUCCAGAGCACUUACGGUAUGAAGACAGACAGCGGAAGCCUGGCGGGAAACGAAAUGAUAAACGGAGAGGACGAGAUGGAAAUGUACGACGACUACGAAGAUGAUCCCAAAUCGGACUAUAGCAGCGAAAAUGAAGCCCCAGAGGCCGUCAGUGCUAACUGAGGAGUGUUUGCAGAAUGAAAGUACUCAGAAGUUUUUGUUUUUUUCUGAACAAAAAGUUCUUAAAGAGCCUGCAUGCAUUUGUGGCUCCCACAAUUACAUCAGCAGAAUGGUCUUAAGUGUUUCAUAACGUGUGAGACAGAUUGAGUUUUCCCUGAUUUUUCAUGAACUUGUGUUUUUUGUUUGUUUUUUUAUUUAGGUGAAGACAUAUUAAAUAUGAGACAUCGGGGCUUGAAAACUUAUCUGAAUCCAUAGCUGUCUUACAAGUCUUACUUUUUUGUCCUUUUUUUUCCUUUUGGAUGUUGAUCAAGGUUUAAGUUACUGUUUUAGACGGGGUUAAACAUUCUCACUCAGGUAUGCUGUGCCAGCCUACAGGUUGUGAAUGUGUUUUCAUUCUGAAUUAUUUUCGAAAAGAAGCGCGGAUUUCCUAUUGUGAAACAGGACAAGCCCCCAGGUGUGUGCAGCUGCAUGGAGAGCAUUUACAAAGGCCUCUGAAUUCCAUUUUUCCACGUGUAGAGUUGAACUUCUAAUGUGCCAAACUUUUUCAUAACUUUUGAAUCUUAACAUUUUGAAAGUCUUAAGGGAGACACUGCAAAGUCUUAGACAAUCCUUUGGCAUCUUAAAAAAAAAAGUAUAGCCACAUGAUUUUAUUUUAUUUUUUCCAGAAUGUACUCAGGAAUCUGAAGACAGGAUAUUACAAGUCCAUAUGGUUGCCACAGUGCAUAUACCCAACUGCUUUAGCCUCUUGAUGUGCCAUCGGUGGGUCAUAUACUAAGUAAAUAAGGAAGAGCAAUCAUCUCUCACUAAGGACAUGGCCCCACUCCCCCCUUCCCCCUCCCGCCCAGCCCCCCACUAUCCUCGCUGUUCACCCUGGCAUUCAGU